AUGGUGACAGGACGCAAGGAGGUGAUCAGUCGCAUCAAAACCUUGAACGAGGAGAGGUUGCUGGACGAUGGUCGAGAGUUGAGGGAAAAGAAACAGGGCUCCCGAAACGUGGUAGAUCUGCGCAUCUCCUGCAGACCUCAGAGCCGCCUGCACGAUCUGGGCAUCUGUGAUGGAUCGCUGCGCUUGGUGGACAUGCCUGGGCAGGAUGAGACGGACAAUCCCGUGGUGAAGGAAUGCUUCGAUCAAUUGCUGUCGAUGUGUCACGGACUUAUCUGCCUGGUGAAGCAUAGCGCGGUGCGUUCCGACUCGCUGGCCGUGCUGAUGGACCGCAUCGCCGUCCAAGCUCCGCAUCUCUUCACCACACCCGGGGCCUUGACCUUCGUCAUCUCGCAGGUGGACCUGGUCCGCCAGGACGAUUCGGAGGAUGAGCUGCCAGCCAAGGUGGCCAAGGGCGAUCGGAUCCUGUUGGACUUGAAACGGGAGUUGCUGCAAUAUUUGGCCAACCGUGAUGUAAAGGUUUUCUGCGUGUCAGUGGAUCAGCAGAUGAAUGGCGGCCAUGAGUACACGCAACUGCUCGACUCGGUGGGCGAUUUGCAUAGUAUCAUCCAGGAGCUGAAGAUGUCGCGGAAGUUGAAACUCUGUAAGGAGAUCUAUGAGAUCUUCAUGGAUCGGCUGGAGACCAUCGGCAAGGAAUAUCCGGCGCGAGCCACUGAGGUCAUCGAAGCGGAACGCCACGAGAAGGCGGUGCGGAACGCCUCUAUGGCGGUGGCGGCGGCCUCCUUCCUGGUUACCAUCCCCUUGGGUGGCUGGGGCAUUUGGGCUGGUUGCGCAGUGAGAUGCGCGGCAGCAGGCACGGCCUUGGGCGUGGGCGUCAUGGCCUCCACCGUGACUCCGGCCACGAACGAAGGAGAAAUGCAGGGCGACCAGGACACCCUGGGUGGUCACAGCUGCCUGGGUGCGGGACGCUUUGGAGCCAUCGGAGCGCAGGAGGCCAACAAGCGGGUGAUCUUCAACCGCACAGCAGCAACGAUUCGUGAGGGAAAAGCCUAUGAAGAUACCCUGCUGGACGCAGAUGAUGCGCCGGUGUACAUUGGCGACUACAUGGGGGAUGUCCCCCAUGGCCAAGGGCGACUGUUUUGGAAAAGUACCAACUUUGAAGCCUUCAUUGGAAGGUUCAAGAACGGCCGGCCCAGAGAGGGACUCUUCAUCAAUGAGAAGGGCUUCUGUGUGGCCCGUGCUGAGGUCAGCGCCGACGGCGCCGUGUCCAUUUCGGGCGUCCAGCCCGACGAAGACGUCUCGGUGCUCGCGGCCUCGGCGGCGCCGGGCGAGCCGGCGGUGAGCCUGGUGACUCUGGAAGAUUUCUUGAAACCUUCUGAUGGAUACAAGGCACUGGUGGUGAUGGUGGUGAAGCUUGAAGAUGGGAUGGUAGCUGGAUGA
This is a messenger RNA of Cladocopium goreaui, 1437 nucleotides long. The record is from the annotation of a GenBank genome assembly. NCBI's taxonomy places the organism in Eukaryota, Dinophyceae, Suessiales, Symbiodiniaceae.